AUGAGGGAAAUCGAAACAUUACGGAGGCGUGUGAAAGAGCUCGAGACUCAACUUGAGGGUACAAAUACUGAGUCAAAGGAUACACACAAACACCAUGCUUGUGACGACGAAGACGACCAGGCUUCAAGCCCACAUCCUUGCAACGAGGACGGAAUUCACCUGGACACUACCCAACACACGGAGCCAUCUUCUUCCCUUGCUCAAUUUUACGGACAGUCAUCGGCAUAUUACUUCAUCCACCGCAUAAACCUCCAUCUCCAAUCUCACCACCAAGAAUCCCCAGAAGCCCAGAGCCCCCAGACACUGAUCCCCAACUCUGCAAGCCGAUCGUUCGUUCAUGCUGUAUUUUCUCAAGAAGCAGAGCCUGAGGCAGGGGUUGGCUCAGAGGCGGUCCCGGAAUGCAAUCAGCGGCUGACAGAGAGCACCUUGUCUGGAAAGAACCUGACAGCAACCCAGGAGGCCUUCUUCCUCGACCUCUUCUGGGAUUCUUGGCACUGCUGCUAUCAGAUUCUCGAUCAGGUUGAAUUCAAGGCGCACUACAAGUCCCUCUGGGGUGGCCCAGGCCAAACCACCCGGAAACCAUCUGCCCUGGUCGACAUCGUCUUGGCCUUGUGCAUGCAGUUUGGUGUCACAUCUCUUCCUCGACAAGUAGAGUCUAAGGCCGAGAUUGACAUCCGCGACGCUACUAUCGCGGGUCGCUGGCUCUACCGACGCGCCCAAGCCCUACUGGCUUGCGAGCUGGAGAGACCUUCUCUCACAACCUUUCAGUGUCAGUUCUGGUCUGCCGUCUAUCUCGGUAACGCAUCCUAUCAGAACAUGGCUCAAAGCAUGAUCGGUACCGCUAUCUGCACUGCGCACGCACUUGGGCUGCACAUCGAGCCAUCUACAGAGCUACCCCUCAAGGAACGAGAGGCAAGGAAGCAGAUGUGGUGGACUCUGUUUGUGUUUGAAACCAGGCUCUGCAUCCGACUGGGCCGACCUUGGGGGACUGACAUGUCCCGGACAACAUGUUCCUUACCAGGAGAGGAUCAGGAGCCUCACUCCGGCCAUGUAGCGUGGCGGAGCUACACGGUACAAAGAGCUAGGCUUAUGAUGCUAGUUCGAGCCAUUUUUGACAGGUUUCAACAAAAGUGCGCUUCCACAAAGAAGGGAAACUCGAGUGUCAUUGUUGAGGAGUUUUCCAAGACUCUCAAGGACGGUGUCGAGGAUAUACAGGCGUGGGUUGAUACAGUCCCUACCGCACUCAAGACUGAGCGCCGUGGGAGCGGCACGCCCUUCUCAACAGAUCUGUCUGAAGUUGAUAUUGAGCCUUUUGCACCGCUCUGGUUGCGUCGGCAGCGCCUCAUGCUGGAGCUUGGAUACCACGACUCCCUCCUGACACUUGGCCGUUCAUGCAUAGCCUUCUCGCUCAAGUCAGUGAGGGAACCUUAUCAUCAAGGGAUUCAUAUUGACGAAAUACCCUCGAAAUUUUCCACGAUGCUUCAUGUGGCUGGAACUGCCGCUCGACAUGCAAUAUCGAUAACGCAUGUAUUGCACCAGAUCUACAGGGACCAUGACAUCCUUGACGGUUGGUAUGAGCCGUUCAACUAUCAAUGGAACGCGGCCAUAACGUUAGUCGGAUUUAUCCUGGCCUACUCCAAGACCAGUUCCAUAGUCCCAGCUGCCUGUGAGGCCCUUUCCAGCAGCAUCAACGUCCUAGAGCGGAUGGGCAGCUUCUUUGGGGUGGCAGCGAGCGCGGCGGUCGUCAUCAGUAACCUUUUACACAAGACCAGCGCCGUUGUACGCAGUUUGGAAGAGUUUGCGACCAACCCGGCCGAGGAGUGUUCGGCCGACAUUUCCAAAGCUCCCCUAGGCCAACCGGACGCGCUUCAUCUCCCGGAAUUGGACAUUGCAUCAUCUAUCCUGGCUGGAGCUGAUGGCACAUUUGGACCAGCAUCCGAGUUUGAAGGGUUCGGGUUCAGCCAUGAUUUGAAUCAAUUCGCAGGGAUCGGUGAUUUUGGCCUCGAGGACAACUUUGAUCUUUGGACGUAUCCGUUGGAUUCGUAG
Molecule: messenger RNA, 2046 nt
Organism: Fusarium keratoplasticum
Lineage: Eukaryota; Fungi; Ascomycota; Sordariomycetes; Hypocreales; Nectriaceae
Product: Fungal-trans domain-containing protein
Exons: 2
Coding region: 1-2046 (681 amino acids)
Biological process (GO): positive regulation of transcription from RNA polymerase II promoter by galactose; DNA-templated transcription
Cellular component (GO): nucleus
Molecular function (GO): RNA polymerase II cis-regulatory region sequence-specific DNA binding; zinc ion binding; DNA-binding transcription factor activity, RNA polymerase II-specific
Source: RefSeq, a predicted model, not a curated record